CCUUAUAGCAGCUAAUUUAAUUGAAAUUCGUGUAUCAGAUUUCUUUCAGUCUAUUGACAGACUCUGGCAUUCUAAAAGUGUUACUACUGUACAGUAAGUUCAAAUAUUGUAGAGCUACUGUAAACACUAGGACACCAGUGCAGGAAACACACCUACAGUAAACGUCUGUUCUGUGAUAACCAAUCAGACGAUCUGACCUAUUACGAUGCGUCUCCUCCUUCGCUCACAAAGUCACCAAGAAGUCUCUAGGUGCAGACAGUCAACAUGGUUGUGUUGUGGGUUACACUGCUUCUUCUUCACCCAGUAUAUUCGCUGGUCCCAGUGAUCACAGUUGAUCUCGACAAACCUGUGACCUUCACAUGUGUUUUACCUGAAGGAGAACUGAGCAGUAAACCAGUCCUCUGGUACAAACAAAGCGUCGGAGAGAAGCUGAAAUUAAUAGCAGUACUGAAAUCUAAAAAAACGGUUUUUGAGCCAGACUUUGCAGAUGGAAGACUUGAAGUUAAUCUAAACAAGAACAUCAGCAAUCUGACAAUUCAGAGGGCGACUAAUGAAGACGAGGGAAUGUAUCACUGUGCUGUUGUGGACUGGACUUUCAUUACUUGGACUGGGAUGUAUUUGACAGUAAAAGGAAACUAUUCUGUUGUUCAGAGGCCAACGGUCUUUGAUCCAGUCCGUCCAGGAGACUCAGUGACUCUCCAGUGUUCAGUCCUCUCUGCCUUUGACAACAAGACGUGUCCAGGAGGUCCCAGUGUUUACUGGUUCAGAGCUGGAUCAGACCAGUCUCCUCCAGGAAUCAUCUCCACUGAUGGAAACAGUGAAUGUGAGCAGAGAUCUGACUCUGUGAAGAGCUGCGUUUAUCGCUUCUCUAAGACCAUCAGCUCCUCUGACGCUGGGACUUAUCGCUGUGCUGUGGCCACAUGUGGACAGAUUUUAUUUGGAGAAGGAACCGAACUACUGAUAGAGGAAACAUCGCUCUCAGAUCUUCCUGCACUGAUUAUAUUAACAAUCUGUUUCAUCUUUUCCUUAAUCAUAAACAUUGUUUUCAUUUGUUACCGCAUUCCUAGAUCAGGCUGUCAACAAUUUAAAGGAAGUGAAAAUGCCUCCUUAACCACACAUGGCAUCUCAAGCCCACUAUGUGACAUUGCUGAGGACCGAAACGACCUGAACUAUGCGGCGUUCCAGUUCUCGACACGAGGAAGAAGGAAGAGGGAGCUGAAGAGUGAAGAUAGUUUGUACUCUCAAGUUAAAGUCUCAUCAUGAAUGUGUUGGUUCCUCCUUGAAGCUUUAACGCUACAACAUGACCGACAUGAAAUGUAGCUGAUGAUUUAUCUGAAUAAAAGAGUGACGAAAAGGCACUAGAAUUAAAACACAA
Molecule: messenger RNA, 1375 nt
Organism: Betta splendens (Siamese fighting fish)
Lineage: Eukaryota; Metazoa; Chordata; Actinopteri; Anabantiformes; Osphronemidae
Exons: 6
Coding region: 265-1263 (332 amino acids)
Biological process (GO): response to bacterium
Source: RefSeq, a predicted model, not a curated record